Molecule: messenger RNA, 5009 nt
Organism: Monopterus albus (swamp eel)
Lineage: Eukaryota; Metazoa; Chordata; Actinopteri; Synbranchiformes; Synbranchidae
Product: SWI/SNF complex subunit SMARCC1-like
Biological process (GO): cell projection morphogenesis
Cellular component (GO): synapse
Molecular function (GO): protein binding
Source: RefSeq, a predicted model, not a curated record
GACUCGCGAGACCUGAAAGUGGUAACACGUUUGCGCCUGCGCAAUACCAUUCGAAACCUUUACAGUGAGCGUGAGCGACGCCGUGGAGGAGAAAGACGAAGCGAACAAAACAAGCAAUGGCGACCGCAGCGACAACGGCAGGAGGAACAGGUUCAAGCGGAUCGGCCAGUGGCCUAGUCGGCGGCGGAACCACAGUGGGACGAAAGAAAGACGGCGGUCCGUCCACAAAAUUCUGGGAAAGCUCAGAGACGAUAUCCCAGUUAGAGACGGUACGGCUGUGGAUCGGAAAGCACUACAAGAAGUAUGUUCAGAAUGACUCCCCUUCCAGUAAAUCCUUGGCAGGCCUGGUGGUCCAGCUGCUGCAGUUCCAGGAGGACGCAUUUGGACGAAGGGUCAACAAUCCUGCUCUUACCAAGCUACCUGCCAAGUGCUUCCUGGAUUUCAAGGCAGGAGGUGCUCUUUGUCACAUCCUGGGGUCGGUCUACAAGUUUAAGAGUGAGCAAGGCUGGCGCCGGUUCGACCUACAGAAUCCCUCCCGAAUGGACAGGAACGUGGAAAUGUUCUUAAAUGUAGAGAAGAACUUGGUGCAGAAUAACUGCUUGACUCGACCCACCGUCUUCCUGUCACCGGAUAUCGAGCAGAAACAGGCCAGUAAGCUCAAAGACAUCAUCAAAAGGCACCAGGGCUCUAUUACUGAAGAUAAGUCGAAGGCCACCCACCACAUCUACCCUUCUCCAUCUCAACUAGAAGACGAUGAGUGGCUUCGUCCUGUCAUGAGGAAAGACAAACAGGUGCUGGUGCACUGGGGUCUCUACCCAGACAGCUAUGAUACCUGGGUAUCAGCCAAUGAGGUGGAUGGUGACGUGGAGGACCCACCCAGCACUGACAGACCCUGGAAGGUCCAUGCCAAAUGGGUUUUAGACACUGAUGCCUUCAAUGAGUGGAUGAAUGAAGAAGACUACGAGGUGGAUGAGAACAAGAAGCCAGUUAGCUUCCGCCAGAGGGUCUUCCCUAAGGAGGAGGAGUCUUCCCGUACACCCGAUCGCAAGGAAAACAGCACUCCUGCAGAAUCCCGCAAGAAGGGAGGAAAGAAGGGGAACCUGGGGCCUCACUGGAAGCGACGGGGCCACAGAGGUGAAGAAGAGGACACAGAGGAGGACAUGACCAAGGACAUGGAUGACUCAUCAGCUGGUGCCAGCAUGGAAGAGGGCAGCAUCUCCAAGAAUGCAAAUUCAAAGAAAGACAGUGAAAACACUCCGUUAAAAGGAGGGAAUGUGGCCGACUUGGAUGACAUGGAGGAUGACUCUGUGCUGUCUGGUGGAAAGGAUGAUGAGGACCAGGGUAAAGCUGAAAUCAGCCGACUGAUAGACUCUGGUGAGGACAACGUGACUGAACAGACUCACCACAUCAUCAUCCCCAGCUACGCUGCUUGGUUUGACUACAACUGUAUCCAUGAGAUUGAGAGAAGAGCCUUGCCUGAGUUCUUCAACGGAAAGAACAAAUCUAAAACUCCAGAGAUAUACCUGGCCUACCGGAACUUCAUGAUCGACACAUAUCGGCUGAACCCUCAGGAGUACCUCACCUCCACCUCUUGCCGUAGGAACUUGACUGGGGAUGUCUGCGCCAUCAUGAGGGUUCAUGCGUUCUUGGAGCAGUGGGGUUUGGUGAACUACCAGGUUGACUCAGAGAGCCGCCCCUUACCCAUGGGCCCUCCACCCACACCACACUUCACUGUGCUGGUUGACACACCCUCUGGUCUCAUGCCCCUGAACCACCGACCCACACCAAUUCCCCCUCCACAGCCAAUGCCCAACUUCACAGACAAAGGCAAAGACAAGCCCAUUGACCUGCAGAGCUUUGGCCUUCGUGCUGACCUCUACAAGAAAAGCUCCAAGGGUAAAGCGGCCGGCUCCACCAGGGAAUGGACUGAGCAGGAGACUCUGCUGCUGCUAGAGGCCCUGGAGAUGUACAAGGACGACUGGAACAAAGUAUCGGAGCAUGUUGGUUCACGCACCCAAGAUGAAUGCAUCUUGCACUUCUUGCGUCUGCCUAUUGAGGAUCCAUACCUGGAGAGCACCGAGGCCACUCUGGGCCCAUUGGCCUACCAGCCCAUCCCCUUCAGCCAGUCUGGAAACCCAGUCAUGAGUACAGUAGCUUUCCUAGCUUCUGUGGUCGACCCCAGAGUGGCGUCUGCUGCCGCCAAGGCAGCCCUAGAGGAGUUUUCUCGAGUACGUGAGGAGGUCCCAGCGGAGCUGGUGGAGGCUCAUGUGAAGAAGGUUCAGGAGGCAGCCAGGAGCACAGGAAAGGUGGACCCUGCCUUCGGCCUGGAGAGCAGCGGCAUUGCUGGCACUGCUCCCGAGGAGCCAGAAAAGCCUGAAACCACGGAGCCAGAGAAGAUGGACACGGACACAGAAUCCCAGCAGGCCGAUAAGGUGGAGUCAAAGGAUGAUGCAGAGAAGCCCAGUGAGUCUGCAGAGAAAGGCGACAAGACAGAGGCCACAGAAAAGGUGAAGAAGGAGGGGACGGAUGCGUCAGAGCGUGAGGAGGAGAACGAAGAGGGAGGGGAGGCCAAGUCAGCUCCAGCAGACAAGGACAGAGAGGAGACUAUGGAGACAUCAUCCUCAGAGCAGGAGAAGGAUAAAGAAGAGAAGGCAGCUACAGAGGAGGGAGAGGACAAGAGGAAGAAGCUGGAGCAUGACAUCGGAGAGGGAAACAUUGCCACUGCAGCCGCUGCUGCUCUGGCAUCUGCAGCCACCAAGGCCAAGCACUUGGCAGCGGUGGAGGAGAGGAAGAUCAAGUCCCUGGUUGCUCUGCUGGUGGAGACCCAGAUGAAGAAGCUGGAGAUCAAGCUGAGGCAUUUCGAGGAGCUCGAGACUAUCAUGGACCGAGAGAAAGAGGCUCUGGAGCUUCAGCGGCAGCAGCUGCUCACCGAGCGUCAGGCGUUCCACAUGGAGCAGCUCAAAUAUGCUGAGAUGAAGGCGAGGCAGCAGAUGGAGCAGGAUACAAUUAGAGCCGAAAUUAUUUACUGGUGGGCCCUCACUGCCCACACCAGUUGGGCUCCUCUUUACAGUCUGUCUCAACCACUCAGUCCCCCAGGAAAUAUUGUGGAGACCAAUGUCACUGAGCCAGACAGCACAGCCAAUGUAACCUCCCUGCUUAGCGAGGAAGAGGGGCUUUUCAAGGUCAGUGAAGUCACUGCUGCAGUGACUGGAAUGAGCAGCUCGGUCAGUCCCAGCAUGACCAACACUGCGACCCCAAAGGCAGACCAGAUCCCCCUCCCUGGCGAGGUGGAGGAGCAGAGCAGCGGCAUGUUUGGUGAAACGGUGGCUCCUAUGGUGGAGGAUGUGGCCGUGGUAGUCUCGCCUCAGCUGAGCCCCGAUUCAGCUGAGACAGAACACCUGCUGCCUAGCGACACACAUGACCAGGAUGUUACGAAGGGUGAGGAGGAAGAGGAGGAGGAGGAGCACCUGCCACACACUGACCUGCCUUGGAACCAUGCUAAGAACACAGCCAUGUUUGACCUGGACAACCCUUUCACCACCACUGUCCCGCCUUCUCCUGCCACCAAUCCCUCUAACUCCGAAGUCCUCCGUGUAGACUUCUUCGACCCCUUCUCUCGUGGGCGCAACCUGGACCUAGCCCUGCCCUCUCCUUCAUUACAUGAACUUCAGGGUGGCGAGCCAACCUCCUGGGCAAUGCCAGACAACCAUAAAUACACCACACCCUAUGGGGACAGCGUGUCCCUCACUGCUGAUGAGUACAUCUACAGCACCACGACUGACACCUAUGAGCGUGACGAAGACCUCCGGCUGCCUGCGGAGUCUCCAUCUCACUCCAGGCCUCAGAUCCCAGGAUCUGGCUCCUUCAACUCAGGGGUGGCACGUCCUGGUUUGGGAGCUCCAGUACCAAACAUCCCUGCGGAGGCUCCUCUAGGGUCCUCAUCAGUGAACGGGUCAGAUGGUUUGGGCGGAUGCCGUGUGGGCUACCAGAUGGUGAACGGAAGUUGCCGCUCACCUUGUGACAUGCUGCCCAACUACUGCUUCAACGGGGGACAGUGUUACCUGCUAGAGAGCAUGGGAGUCUUCUGCAGAUGUAAUGUCCAGGAUUACAUCUGGCAUAAGGGUGCUCGCUGUGAGUCAGUGGUGACCGAGUUCCAGGUGAUGUGUCUGGCCGUGGGUGCCUCGGCCAUAGUGGUGCUGCUACUCUUCAUGAUCAUCGUCUGCUUUGCCAAGAAGCUCCACGUGCUCAAGACGGAGAACAAGAAGCUGCGCAAACGCAGUCCACAUAUCGAAGUGCCCCUUGGCAAGACAAUGAAGCCCAAGUUGCUCCAGGUCAGCGCCUUGCAGGGCAGCACCGCCACCAAUGUCAGUAAGUACCGGCCUUCAUCGGAGCAGCACAAUGAUAAUUUCUCCCUGUCCACCAUCGCUGAGGGCUCCCACCCAAAUGUAAGGAAACUGUGCGACACCCCUCCUAACGUCCCUCAUGCCCGUGCAUUGGCUUACUAUGAUAACAUUAUCUGUCAGAAAACCAUGAGCAGAUACACCUGGGAGUGUAAGACCAAAGAGGAGUCCGACUGUGAGGAUGAUCCUAAUUCCCAGAACAAGCUGGAGGAUCCGGUGAAGGCCCCACCCAAAGAGGAUGACUCACUCAACAUCCACAAUUCUCUGACCCCCAAACAUGAGAACCAUAAGGUCCUGGGUGAGGAGAACUCCUCUGAGGUAAACUCACUGCAGAACAACAUGAUUUUUUACAUGCCAGUAACCAGUUUCUUCCUGCACUGUAAGGUGACCAUUGACUUGGAGCUGCACCUUGCCAAGAGGACUAAGCUGAGACCCUCCAGAGCUCUUGUUGCCCACUAUGACAUCUACCUCUACAGGAGCCAUCAGUACUCACUUGCUGCCAAUCUCCAUGCUCAGCGAGCUUCAGUGAUUGACAUCAUGGAUUCUCAGCCCGCACACUCUCUGAAGAACUGCUCCUCUUAUAGCUCCUGUUCCUGGCUUUCAUCUUGA